GCGACUCCGCGGGCGGGCCAUCCUUACCCUUGUAUUGUCUGAGUUUUGCUUCCGGACCAAACUCGACCCACCCGACCGGCCAAGGUGGAUCAAAAAACCCGACCCAUGAACAGCCGGCAGUUUAUUUUGGCUGCCGAUGUCAACCACGCGAAACCACAAGAUUUAUAUGAAAGAAAGUUGAGACAGUGUCUACAUGAAGCAAAAGUACCCUCUGCUCCCAUGGCGCACAAUAGCAACAACGCCAGCAUCGACCCCCGAAGCGGCUUCUGCAAGUCCAACUCCGUCUUCUACAGCAAACGAAGGCCCAUACCUCUCCCGCAGAACCCAUCUCUGGACGUGACCACGUUCAUCUCCGCCCAAGCCCAUCACGGCAAGACCGCCUUCAUCGACGCCGCCACCGGCAGCCGUCUCACCUUCCCCCAGCUAUGGGCUGCUGUGGACUCCGUCGCCGCCGCCCUCUCCGACGACAUGGGCAUCCGCAAGGGCGACGUCGUCCUCCUUCUCUCCCCUAAUUCCAUCUUCUUUCCCGUCGUCUGCCUCGCCGUCAUGUCCCUCGGCGCCGUCAUCACCACCACCAACCCCCUCAACACUGCCCGCGAAAUCGCCAAGCAGAUUGCCGAUUCUAAGCCGGUCCUCGCCUUCACCAUCCCGGAACUCGUCCCCAAAAUCGCCGGGUCGGGUCUCUCCGUCGUCCUGAUCGGACCCCGCGACGGCGAACGCAGUACCGGUGGGAACAAGAUCGCGUCCACUUUGGACGAGUUGAUGGGGAAAAAACCGAGUGGGAGCCGAGUCAGGGACCAGGUCAACCAGGACGACACGGCGACGCUGCUCUACUCGUCCGGCACCACCGGCGCGAGCAAGGGCGUCGCAAGCUCCCACCGGAACCUCAUCUCGAUGGUACGGACAGUAAUGAACAGAUUCAAUUUCGACGAGAAAGGGGAGCAGACGUUCAUCUGCACCGUUCCGAUGUUUCACAUCUACGGCCUGGCAGCGUUCGCGACGGGGCUACUGGCAUCAGGAUCGACGAUCGUGGUGCUUUCGCGGUUCGAGAUGGGGGAGAUGCUGGCGGCGAUUCCGAGGUUUAAGGCGUCGUACUUGCCGCUGGUGCCGCCGAUACUGGUGGCGAUGGUGAACGGGUCGGGUCCUAUCAGAGAGGAGUACGAUUUGAGUUCGCUCCAGACGGUUUUGUCGGGUGGGGCUCCGCUGAGCAAGGAACUGACAGAGGGGUUCGUGGAAAGGUACCCGGGGGUGAAGAUUCUGCAGGGGUACGGGCUGACGGAGUCGACGGGGGUGGGGGCGUCGACAGAUUCGCUGGAGGAGAGCCGGCGAUACGGCACGGCGGGGAUGCUGUCGCCGAGCAUGGAGGCGAAGAUAGUUGACCCAGAGAGCGGAGAGGCGUUGCCGGUAAAUCGGACGGGCGAGCUUUGGCUCAGGGGCCCCACCAUUAUGAAAGGUUACUUCAGUAAUGUAGAAGCAACAACUUCGACUCUAGAUUCAAAUGGAUGGCUGAGAACUGGAGAUCUCUGUUACAUUGAUGAAGAUGGAUUCAUUUUCGUGGUUGAUAGGUUGAAGGAGCUCAUUAAAUACAAGGGAUAUCAGGUCCCUCCUGCAGAACUAGAAGCAUUGUUACUUACUCAUCCAGAAAUCACUGAUGCAGCUGUAAUACCGUAUCCUGAUCAGGAGGUGGGGCAGUAUCCCAUGGCAUAUGUGGUGAGAAAAGCUGGAAGCAAUCUGUCAGGUAGCGAAGUCAUGGACUUCACUGCAAAGCAGGUUGCUCCAUACAAGAGAAUCCGCCGAGUGGCAUUUAUAGCUUCUGUCCCCAAAAAUCCGUCUGGCAAAAUACUUAGGAAGGAUCUUAUACAGCUUGCUACCUCCAAACUCUGAGAACUGCAUUUUCUGCAAAAACCUAUCUGGAAAAGUUGAACCCUAAAUCCUAAGCCUUAAUAAUCACGUGUUUGAAUCAGUUUCGAAUUCCAACUCCUAAGCCAUAAAUUGUGGUUCUUGGUUAAAUCCUCCCCGAACCAUUUGCAUGUUGCGGUAUCACAUUUUUCCCCCCUGUUGGCUGGUGAUCUGUUUUGAUAGGAGGCAAGAUUAUGUUAAGGGUGAAUUUCUUUCAAGGGAGUAGCCUCGCCAGCAAGUGUAAUCCAUAUUUUUAGUUACUUAUAGUAAGUUUAAAUCAGGUACUCUCUCAAUGAAAUAAAAUAUUUUAGAGAUUUUCCAAUGCA
Messenger RNA from Malania oleifera, 2225 nucleotides. Its product is annotated as probable CoA ligase CCL5. The record is from RefSeq and is a predicted model, not a curated record. Gene Ontology annotation, molecular function: CoA-ligase activity. Gene Ontology annotation, cellular component: peroxisome. The transcript is spliced from 5 exons. Bases 106 to 1884 code for a protein of 592 amino acids. Lineage: Eukaryota; Viridiplantae; Streptophyta; Magnoliopsida; Santalales; Ximeniaceae.